This is a messenger RNA of Psilocybe cubensis, 783 nucleotides long. RefSeq lists its product as uncharacterized. The coding region runs from base 1 to 783 and encodes 260 amino acids. The transcript is spliced from 6 exons. NCBI's taxonomy places the organism in Eukaryota, Fungi, Basidiomycota, Agaricomycetes, Agaricales, Agrocybaceae. The record is from RefSeq and is a predicted model, not a curated record.
AUGGCCUCUGGUGACUCUGUAAUUUAUAUCAUAGCUGGCGCAAAUCGCCCUCGUGGUAUAGGUUAUGGCAUGACUUCAUACAUACUCGCAUCCAACAAGGAAGCCUUUGUCUAUGCCGGAGCGCGAGAUCCUGACCAAGCAAUCGCUUUGCAAGAGUUGAAGUCAAAGUACCCAAAUCGACUCGCGAUUAUUAAAUGCGUUGCCGGGGAUGUCGCAGGGAACCAUGAGGCAAUGAAAGAAAUCGACAAACGUCAUGGUCGGGUGGACACUGUAAUAGCUUGCAUGGGUGUUGCCAAUGCCUUUGGAAAAGUCAACGAAGUAACCCUCAGUGAUAUGGAAAAUCACUUUCUGGUCAAUGCGAUGGGUCCUAUUGCCCUCUUUCAGGCUGCUUAUUCGCUCCUUAGAAAAAGUUUAAAUCCACGAUUUGUUUCCCUUGGUAGUAGCGGAGGUUGUAUCAGUGGAGGAUUUAUCGAAAGUCCCGUUGGAAGUGUGUGCUAUGGAACUAGCAAAGCAGCACUUCAUUGGGCAACACGUAAGAUUCAUUUUGAGAAUGAGUGGUUAGUGGCAUUCCCUUUAUCUCCCGGCGCGGUGGGCACAGAUAUGGUCGACAACAUUGUUGAAGCCGACAAAACGGGAAAUUUUCAGCGCAUGAUAGAAAGCAUGCCUCAGCUAUCUGCAGGCAAUGUCGUUGAAUCACUAGUCAAAAUCAUAGAUGGCUCCACCAGGGAGAGAAAUGGCGGAGAAUUUAUGCAUGUAGAUGGAACCAAGCUCCCGUAUUGGUAA